Molecule: messenger RNA, 909 nt
Organism: Prosopis cineraria
Lineage: Eukaryota; Viridiplantae; Streptophyta; Magnoliopsida; Fabales; Fabaceae
Product: protein ACCELERATED CELL DEATH 6-like
Exons: 3
Coding region: 1-909 (302 amino acids)
Molecular function (GO): protein binding
Source: RefSeq, a predicted model, not a curated record
AUGAAGGACAACAUUCUUCACGUUGCAGCAAUCAAGGGACAUGCAAAUGUGAUAAAAUACUUAUUGAAAAAUCCUAUGAUUCAUCGUGACACUGUCAAUGAGAGAGGCUUGUAUGGAGAUACCCCGCUGCAUCUGGCUUCAAAAAAAUUACAUCUUUGGACUCUGCUCCUUCUUUCACAAGACAAAAUAUCAAUGCGAAUCUGGUCAAUAAUGAAGUUCUUAGCGGAUGUGAUUUUAAGAAGAGCUGGGGUGCUGCUCAAGGCAAAUAUGCUAGGUGUGCCCUGGGAAGUAUCAGCCAACGAAGAUUGGAAAGUGAAAGACGCAGCUGAAACACUCAUACUUGUGGCCAUACUGAUAGCUACAGUGACAUUUGCUGCUGGUUCACAGUACCAGGUAUUCAUGGCUUUCAACACAAUAGCCAUGUACAGCUCCACCAUUGGUUCUACUAUUCUUCUUUGGGUCCCGCUAGGUGAUCUUCGUUUUGCAGAAAGAGCGUACGGACUUGCUAAGAUUUUUGUUUAUGUUGCUCUUAUAACCAUGCCUGUGGCAUUCCUAGCUGCUAUACGUUUGGUUAUCAGCAAUAACACGUUGCUUGCAGAUGUCAUCAGUGUCAUUGGAUUCAUCUCCAUUUUCUUCAUCAUAUUUGUUCGCCUCUUAGGAAGGUUUCCUCUUGGAUGUCGUCUUCCCAUUUUUCGUCAACUUGGAGAUUUCUUUAUGUGGAUUAUUCUUAUUUUAUUUUAUGGAAGCAAUGACAUUUUUGUUGAAGAUGAUGGUGAAAUUGAUCGAGAGUCUCAAGAUGAUGAAGCCAACCAAAUCAAUCUAGUCCGUAAAUAUUAUUCCCUACUUUCUCGUUUUGUUGCUUUCCAUCUUCCUCGCUUUGGUUUGCCUCUAUCUGCUGUGCGCACGUAG